This is a messenger RNA of Botrytis fragariae, 675 nucleotides long. Its product is annotated as putative fatty acid desaturase protein. The record is from RefSeq and is a predicted model, not a curated record. The coding region runs from base 1 to 675 and encodes 224 amino acids. Gene Ontology annotation, cellular component: membrane. The transcript has a single exon. Gene Ontology annotation, molecular function: oxidoreductase activity, acting on paired donors, with oxidation of a pair of donors resulting in the reduction of molecular oxygen to two molecules of water. Lineage: Eukaryota; Fungi; Ascomycota; Leotiomycetes; Helotiales; Sclerotiniaceae. Gene Ontology annotation, biological process: lipid metabolic process.
AUGACCUCCCAAAUCCGUAUCAUCUCCCGCCCCGAAAUCGCCCACCUAAUAUCCCACGGUCAUAAAAUAUUCAUUUUAGAUGGAUCCGUCAUAAAAGCCGACGCAUGGCUGCCCUUCCACCCCGGCGGCGAAAAAUCAAUCAUGCAUAUGAUUGGUCGCGAUGCCACAGAUGAGAUAAACGCGUUGCAUUCAGAAGGGGCGAGGGAGCGCAUGCGGAAAUAUGUAAUUGGGAGGAUUGAGGGGAGGUGGGAGAAUUUGGUGCCGCCGAUACAGGGAGGAAUGUAUAGAGCGGGGGUAGUGCAAGAAGCGGGAGAGAGGGAUGAAGUGUUAGAUAGGGGAGAAGAAUCGAGGUUUCCGGGGGAUGGAAUACCGGGAUUGCUGGGUUGUGAUGGGGGAGGAGGAGGGAAGGGAGAUAGUUUGCGGUUGAGAUGUAUAGGUGCCGAGAUGCAGAGUUCUCGUGCUCCAUCUUCAUCUUUUUCAUCUUCUCUAUCCUUGAUGAAAAUGGAACUAGAAAAGGAAAAAGAAAACCCACACCUCACAUCCCUAGAAGCCCUAACAGCGCACUCCAUAUCCACCGAUCUCUCCAAAUACCCUCUCUUGACCCCAAAUCCCAAGAUGAGAUUAUCUUCCAAUAUCGCCAGCUCGAUCAAAACUUCGUUCCGAAGGUCUUUAUAA